Molecule: messenger RNA, 1661 nt
Organism: Phascolarctos cinereus (koala)
Lineage: Eukaryota; Metazoa; Chordata; Mammalia; Diprotodontia; Phascolarctidae
Gene: CUNH4orf17
Product: chromosome unknown C4orf17 homolog
Source: RefSeq, a predicted model, not a curated record
UGCUAAGGUAUCCUCUCAACUACAAAGCCAAACAGGCUCUGUGGAGUGAGAGCUGUGAGAGUAAAUUGGAAGGAAGAAUUGAGUUAGAGUGACCUAUAUUUCUUUGGAAGCAGCAGCCUCUGGGCUGUCUCUGCCAUUUAAAGGGCCUUGGUUGGCUCUGAAAGGCACAAAAAUUUAAGAAUCUCAAUCUGUUUUCAUGAAGUGACCAGAAGAACAGCUCAAGCUGGGAUUCCCAUCUGCUUUCACAAUUGUCCUCAGUGUCUGACCCGUCCAACGUGGAAGGCCUUUCCCAGUGGGGCUGAUGUAGGGUGCACGGCCCCAGAAGUCUGGCGGUGACUUGGAAAAAGCAAAAGAGACGUAUCAUGAACAUCAAUUUCAAAUCCCAGCCCAACCCAUUGAUCGGUGGUGAUACUUCUUACACGACCAGAAAUACAAAUUGUUUUCUAGUCAGACACACUCCCCAUCCUCGAAGAGUCUGCCAUAUUAAAGGUUUAAACAACAUACCUAUCUGUGCCGUGAAUGACGACAGCUUCCUUAAGGGACUGUAUAACGUUAGCCACUUGACCACCCCAGAUAAGGAUGUGCCUCCACUUAGCAAAGUCAUCAGUGCCAAUAACAACAGCUCUUUCCAUAACUCAGGGUCAAACAAAAUGAAAAUGCCCCCUCGGCCUAAUUCUGAGCCCUGUAAACAAACAAAAGGCUUUUUUGAUGGUCCCUAUGAAGGUGUUUUAAGGAUUAAAAAGGAAGCCCUUUGGGGCAGAAGUCGCAUUUCACUCCCAAAGGCAAACCAAGGUCCAGUGGCCUCUGAACACAUUGAUCCCAAGAGUGAAGUGAGAGGCAAGACAAUUUGCAUACCAAACUACCUGGAUCAGGAAAUAAAAAUUCUGUCCAAGCUCCGUGAAAUUCUACAAACAGACUCCCUGGCCGAACUCCUCAAGUGGCUUCUCCAUGCAAAUGUGAAAGAAAAAGAAUGGGUUUCAGCUUUGAUCCAUUCAGAGCUCUCUGAGGUCAACUUGUUGAAAAACUUGGAGCAAAAGAAACCUGGAAAAGAGAAAGAAAAAUCAUCAGUCAAAGCUGGCAUUACUCCUCUGGCAAAGAGCAAGACUCCAGCCCUAGCCAAGGAAGAGGUGCCUAAAGUCUACAGAGUUCCAAGCCAAAAACCGGAAAAAAAUAAAGUACCAAGACCAGAGGCUGAGGGUAAGUCUGGAUUGAUUAAAGAAAGAAGCAAGCUUGAAGAUGCCAUUGAAGAAUAUUUCAGCAAAACAAAGCCUCCUGGCAAGAAUCUGAAGAUUUGGGAGAGAAAUUACUGCCCUCGCUCAGCAGCAAAAAGCAACAGUGGCAAGAAAUCAACAGUCUAUAUUUCCAAAGACCCACUAAUGCCAAUCUUUUAAAAUCUUAAGUCAAAGAAACUCUACAGAAUUGAAUACCAACCCUGUUCUGGCUUUCCUCCUCAGAAACUCCAGGCUCAUCCAUUCUUACUCCCACUCAAAAAAUGUUUUCAAGGUGGCCUGUAAGAAACAAGCAUGGAUUACUUCCUGGAGUAACAAAUUUUAGUUUUCAAACAUUGGUAAAUUAUACUUAUAGAUAAAUAUGAAUGUUGAACAUAUUUUAAUUAUUUUUAGCCUGUUAGUUUUGAAUAUGUAUGAAAUAAAGUAUCUAUA